Lacerta agilis (Sand lizard) is the source of this 5791-nucleotide messenger RNA. It is a transcript of the gene ECPAS, whose product is annotated as Ecm29 proteasome adaptor and scaffold. Gene Ontology annotation, cellular component: cytoplasm; nucleus. The record is from RefSeq and is a predicted model, not a curated record. Gene Ontology annotation, molecular function: molecular adaptor activity. Gene Ontology annotation, biological process: proteasome assembly. Lineage: Eukaryota; Metazoa; Chordata; Lepidosauria; Squamata; Lacertidae.
GCCGGCCGCGCACCGAGGAAGGCGACCGGCUUAAGGCUCCCUUCUUCUCCUCCCUUCUAUUUUCCCACACCCCCCCUCCAGCUGACAACAUGGCUGCGGCCGCUAACGCUGCCCAGGACGAGCUGAAUCAGCUUGAGCGUGUCUUUUUACGUCUUGGCCAUGCAGAAACGGAUGAGCAGUUGCAGAAUAUUAUAUCCAAAUUCCUGCCGCCUGUUCUUCUGAAGCUUUCCAGUACACAGGAAGGAGUACGUAAGAAGGUUAUGGAAUUGCUUGUUCACCUGAACAAACGUAUCAAAAGUCGCCCCAAAAUCCAACUGCCGGUGGAGACUUUGCUGGUUCAGUACCAGGAUCCUUCCGCAGUGUCUUUUGUCACAAAUUUCACCAUAAUAUAUGUUAAGAUGGGUUACCCUCGUUUGCCUGUGGAAAAGCAAUGUGAGCUUGCUCCCACUCUCCUUACUGCAAUGGAAGGAAAACCUCAACCCCAACAAGACAGCCUAAUGCACCUUCUAAUACCAACCCUUUUUCACAUGAAAUACCCCGUUGAACCUCUGAAAGCAGCUUCUCCGUUUAAUCUUGCCGAGAAACCAAAGACUGUGCAGCUGCUCUUGGAUUUUAUGUUAGAUGUCCUCCUUAUGCCUUAUGGAUACGUGUUGAAUGAAUCCCAGAGUCGCCAAAGUGUGCCAGCAGGACAGGGCUCUUCUUCAUCAAGUGGUUCCGGAGGUUCUGGGAUCCCUCAGCCUCCUCCAGGAAUGAGCUUUUACGCAGCCAAGCGGGUAAUUGGGGACAGUCCAUGGACGCCGGAACAGCUGGAACAGUGUAAACUGGGCAUUGUGAAGUUCAUCGAAGCAGAGCAGGUGCCUGAACUUGAAGCUAUCAUACACCUGGUCAUCGCCUCCAGUGACACAAGGCACAGUGUAGCCACUGCAGCAGACCUUGAACUCAAAAGCAAGCAAAGUUUGAUUGACUGGAACAAUCCAGCCAUCAUCAACAGGAUGUAUAAAGUGUACCUUGGGGACAUACCACUAAAAACCAAGGAGGGAGCUGUUCUGAAACCAGAAUUAAAACGUGAUCCAGUCAGCACACGGGUAAAAUUAAAGAUAGUCCCUCAUCUUUUGCGCUCCAGGCAAGCUGCAGAAACGUUUCCUGCAAAUAUUCAGGUGGUCUACGAUGGACUUUUUGGUGCAAAUACCAAUGCAAAACUGAGAACCUUGUCUCUUCAAUUUGUGCAUCAUAUUUGUGUAAUUUGCCCGGAUGGUAAGAUAAAACCACUAGGCCCGAUGCUCCUGAAUGGAUUGACAAAACUGAUUAAUGAGUAUAAAGAGGACCCCAAAUUGUUGUCAAUGGCCUAUUCAGCUGUUGGAAAACUUUCCAGCCGAAUACCUCAGCUGUUCACCAAGGACCUGGCACUAGUCCAACAGUUUUUUGAAGCUCUUUCUAAGGAAGAUCCCGACACGAGGCUUGCUAUUCAAGAGGCCUUGUCCAUGAUGGUUGGGGCCUACACAAAUCUAGAAGGAGCCCCACGUACUCUUAUGGAGGCCCUUGUGGCCUCAAACCUAAUUAAGCCUCAAGUCCAAGUACGUCAGGUGGCUGUAAAGUUUGCCAGCACGGUGUUCCCUUCAGAUCACAUUCCUUCAAGAUACUUGCUUCUUUUAGCUGCAGGAGACCCACGGGAAGAAGUACACGGAGAGGCACAACGUGCUCUGAGAACGUUUCCUGGCAAAAAUGAAAAGGAGAGCGGUGGCAAACAGAUGCCUUCCUUCCCAGAAAUGGUCCAGUAUAUUCAAGAGAAGGCUUCUCACAGAAUGAAAACACCUGCUAAAUAUAUGACAGGGACUACAGUCAUGCCUUUCAACCCAGCUGCUUUUGGAGAGAUCGUCCUGUACCUCCGAAUGUGUCUCGCUCACAGUUCCGGUGUGGUGCCCACCUCUCAGAGCUUAGCCGAAAUGCAGGAUCAUGCUCCAGCUAUUGGCCGUUACAUUAGAAACCUCCUCUCUGGACACGUCAUAACAUCCUCUUCCUCAAAGGGUGGUGAAAGCAACCCUGUGCAGAUCUAUAUAAGCCUUCUUCAGCAACUGCUCUCUGGUGUUGGAGGUUUGCCUGUGAUGUACUGCCUGUUGGAGGUUGUUUCCGUCUAUCCUGAAAAACUAGCUGCAAGAUUUGUGGACAAAAUGGAUUGGAUAAAGAGCCUUAUGAAUACCAAUAAGGAAGAGAUGCGGGAGCUGGCUGCUCUGUUUUAUUCAGUAGUAUUGUCGACAGUGUCAGAAAACGAAUUUAAAACAUCAGUUCAGCACCUGAUAAAAACAGCAAAAGACAAUCAUAAUCUGGAAAUGCAACAUGGAUCCUUGUUGGCUCUCGGAUUUACAGUUGGGCGGUAUUUGUCAAAGAGAAAAAUGAGGAUGGUGGAACUGCAUGACUUGGAAGAUCCAAAUACCAUUGUUGCCCCAGAACAAGACCAGUUGAUAAAGUCAACGACAGAAACGAUUGGCUCUUUUCUGGAUAGUACCUCACCCCUUUUGGCAGUAGCUGCUUGUACAGCACUGGGGGAAAUAGGCAGGAAUGCGCCUCUGCCCAUCCCGAAUGAAGGGACUGGAUUUACAAAGCUUCAUCUUGUUGAAAGUUUGCUGGCCAGAAUUCCCUCAGGCAAGGAAACUAAUAAGAUGAAGGAGCGAGCUAUACAAACACUUGGUUACUUUCCAGUAGGGGAUGGAAACUUCCCCCACCAGAAGCUACUCUUACAAGGAUUGAUGGAUUCUGUAGAGGCCAAGCAAAUUGAACUGCAGUUUACUGUUGGUGAAGCUAUUACCAGUGCUGCGAUAGGAACUAGCUCUGUAGCUGCCCGGGAUGCGUGGAUGGUAGCUGAAGAAGAAUAUACUCCUCCCGCUGAUGCGAAAGUUAACGACGUGGUUCCCUGGGUCUUGGAUGUCAUUUUGAAUAAGCACAUUGUCAGCCCCAACCCUCACAUAAGACAAGCAUCCUGCAUCUGGCUUUUAUCACUGGUGAAGAAGCUCAGCACCCACAAAGAAAUUAAGUCUCAUCUCAAAGAAAUCCAAACGGCAUUUGUAACUACUCUAUCCGACAGUGACGAACUCAGCCAAGAUGUUGCUUCCAAAGGCCUCGGUUUGGUGUAUGAGCUUGGGAGUGAGCAAGACCAGCAGGAGCUGGUUACUACUCUUGUGGAAACUCUUAUGACUGGGAAAAGAGCCAGGCACGAAGUGACUGGAGAGACAGUGAUGUUCCAGGGAUCAGGCCUUGGCAAGACUCCAGAUGGCCAGGGUCUCUCUACUUACCAGGAGCUUUGUUCGCUCGCUAGCGACCUCAACCAGCCGGACUUGGUGUACAAGUUCAUGAAUUUGGCCAACCACCAUGCAAUGUGGAACUCUCGGAAGGGAGCUGCUUUCGGUUUUAAUGUGAUCGCAACCAAAGCUGGAGAACAGCUCGCCCCUUUUCUCCCCCAGCUUCUUCCUCGCCUCUAUCGUUACCAGUUUGACCCCAAUCUAGGGAUCCGGCAGGCCAUGACCAGCAUUUGGAAUGCGCUUGUGACAGACAAAUCUGCAGUGGACAAAUAUAUGAAAGAAAUCCUUGAUGAUUUAAUAAGCAACUUGACCAGUAACAUGUGGCGGAUCCGAGAGUCCAGCUGUCUAGCACUGAAUGAUUUGCUAAGAGGAAGACCCUUGGACGACAUUAUUCAUAAACUUCCAGAAAUAUGGGAAACCCUCUUUAGAGUGCAAGAUGACAUAAAGGAAUCUGUACGGAAGGCAGCAGAGUUAGCCCUGAAAACAUUAAGUAAGGUGUGUGUGAAGAUGUGCGACCCGUCGAAAGGAGCUGCAGGCCAGAGAACCAUAGCUGUCCUGUUGCCAUGCCUGCUUGAUAAAGGAAUGAUGAAUACUGUGACUGAAGUGCGGACUCUCAGCAUUAACACCUUGGUGAAGAUCAGUAAAAGUGCCGGGGCCAUGCUCAAGCCACAUGCACCCAAGCUCAUCCCAGCUUUGUUGGAGUCCCUGAGUGUGCUGGAGCCCCAGGUCCUCAAUUACUUGAGCCUGCGUGCUACGGAGCAAGAAAAGGCGGCAAUGGAUAGCGCAAGACUCAGUGCUGCUAAAUCCUCUCCCAUGAUGGAGACUAUCAACAUGUGCUUACAGUAUUUGGAUGUUUCUGUUCUGGGUGAACUGGUUCCUAGACUGUGUGAGCUGACUAGGAGUGGACUAGGCGUUGGCACCAAGGGCGGUUGUGCUAGUGUAAUUGUAUCACUGACCACUCAGUGCCCUCAAGACUUGACACCGUAGUCAGGCAAGCUCAUGAGCGCUUUGCUCAGUGGCCUAACGGAUCGAAACACCGUGGUGCAAAAAACUUUUGCCUUUGCCAUGGGACAUCUAGUCCGGACCUCGCGGGACAGCAGCACCGACAAAUUGCUGCAGAAGCUGAACAGCUGGUACAUGGAGAAAGAAGAACAAGUCUAUAAAAUGGCCUGUGCAUUGACCAUCCAUGCCAUUGGGCGCUACAGCCCAGAUGUACUGAAGAAUCAAGCCAGACAUGUCUUGCCCCUGGCUUUCCUGGGCAUGCACGAGGUCCCCGAGGAAGAAAAAGGCGAGAAGGAAGAGGGCAACCUGUGGACUGAAGUCUGGCAGGAAAAUGUGCCUGGUACCUAUGGUGGCAUAAGGCUUUAUAUGGAGGAAUUGAUAGCAAUCACCCAGAAAGCUUUGCAGUCCCAGUCUUGGAAGAUGAAAGCUCAAGGAGCAGCCAGCAUGGCGUCCAUUGCAAAGCAAACUGGCUCCCUGGUCCCUCCGCACUUGGGCAUGGUGCUCUCUGCUCUGUUGCAAGGCCUGUCUGGGAGAACGUGGGCAGGAAAGGAGGAGCUACUGAAAGCUACUGCCAGUGUCGUCUGUUCAUGCAGCACGGAGUUGCAGAAGUCUUUACCCAACCAGCCAGUUGACGACAUCCUACAGGCCUUGCUGAAGGAGUCGGAAGAGAACCUCAGGUACAAGAUUGUGGCUCUCCGGUGCACAGCUGAUGUGCUCAAGGCCACGCAGGAAAAUCGGUUCAAGGAGCUGACAGACAUCAUCUUUCCAAUAAUUAAGAAGGUGAACUUUCAAACUGCCUGAGAACAUGGGGACCAGUUCACACAGAACGACGAUGAAGAUGAGAAUGAAAACGAGAAGGAGCUCCGGAUGGAAUCUCUUCUCUGUGCCUUUGAGAGUUUGGGCAAAGCAUGGCCCAGAAACCCAGAAACGCAAAGCUGCUAUCAACAAGAGGUGUGCAAACUAAUGUGUGAGCGGCUGAAACUCAGUACGUGGAAAGUGCAGCUCGGAGUGCUCCAAGCUAUGAAAGCUUAUUUUCAAGGGUUACUGUUGCUUGGAACAGAACACUCAGAUCCGGAGGCUUUGACAAGAAUACUGUUUGAAACCUGUUCCUCUAUCACCCAUUCUCUAGAGAAUAGAAGCUACACCUCCAUAAGAACUGAAGCCUUGUCAGUGAUAGAAGUACUGCUCACAAAACUUGAAGAGUCCAGACAGUGGGAGAGCCUGAGCACAGAAAGCAGAGAACUCCUGAUUGGCUCCUUAACAGCCCUGAUGCUGGACAGCAGGCCUGAGCUACAAGAGAAAGCCACUUUGCUAAAGAAAACCUUAGAAAAACUUGAUUGAAUUGACAGCCAACCAAGUGCCAUGCGAAACGAAACAAGCAAAAACGAAAGUGUGCAGUGAGCUCUGAAUACAGAGAGGGAACGUAAAGACGAUUCUGUAGCAUGCAUCAUUCCUUGGCUAAAAUAAAGAACACCUUGAAUUCUGUUCCCCAUUAA